Phlebotomus argentipes is the source of this 2099-nucleotide messenger RNA. Its product is annotated as nose resistant to fluoxetine protein 6-like. Lineage: Eukaryota; Metazoa; Arthropoda; Insecta; Diptera; Psychodidae. Gene Ontology annotation, molecular function: acyltransferase activity, transferring groups other than amino-acyl groups. The record is from RefSeq and is a predicted model, not a curated record. The coding region runs from base 1 to 1989 and encodes 662 amino acids. The transcript has 6 exons.
AUGGCGCGAGAACUUUUCUGGCUCUGUGCUUUUGUGAGCAUUUUGUGUUGUUUUGCCGAAGGAAUUGGGGAUGCAAGGCGUUUGCCAAUCCUCGUGGGAGUCUUGAAUUCAGGAAUGAGUUCCAGUGUUGGAAGUCAGUGUCGAGAAGAUGUGCAAGUGGCCGUCAAAAGCAUUGUUCAGCGCGAUAUUUGGUCAUUGAAAAUGCUGGAUUCGAGUGGAGAUUUUGAGCCGAAUUUCAUGUUUCAAAAUGUCUUUUGGCUGGGCUCCCGAGACUUCUGCCACGGCAUCAAUGCUCCUCUGCCCGUGUACCUCGAGCAGAGGACGAGGGAGGCGGAAAGGAUCAUCAAUGACGUGCCGCCCUUUGGCCUUGAGUAUCGAUUACUCUAUGGCGACAUCAGAUCUCCGCAUCAGAUCCACUAUGAGAAGAUCAUCACGACCGUCCUGCACUUGGGCCUGUGUGUCCCGAAGACUUGCUCUGAUGAAGACGUUCUCCGGAUGAGUCAGAUGUACUUUGACGAGCAUCGCGUGAAUCCCAUUUUCGAGAUGACAGUGAAUUUCACGCACGCGAGGAACGUGCAAUUCGGCUGGAAUGUCUACACCGACUGGAUCUUCAUGCUAACGCUGGGAAUCAUCAUUGCAAUUGUCCUGGCGCACGUUGUCAGCAGUAAAGUGAGUCCUGCGAGUCUUCUGCGUCACUUCAACAUGAGAGAGAACUUCAGGAGUCUCAUGUCGAGCACAGUGGAUCCCAAGAUUGUCUAUUCUCUGAACUUUUACCGCACUAUCUGCAGUCUGUGGGUCACAAUGGCUCAUGUCUACCUCUUCGGCUACGUCAUGGUCGAAUCCGUACCGCUGAACGGUUGGCGAUCGAAGCUGUUCUACAUCAAGCUUUUCUAUCGCUCCGCCCUCAUUCUGGACGUGUUCUUUCUGAUGUCGGGUUUCGUCUUGGCGUACAACUUCCUGAAGAACGACCAACUUUCGCAGACGAUUAAGCAGAAUUCCUUGGGGAAGAACGUGAGAUUGCUCCUCAAGCACAUUCUGCAUCGCUACACUCGCUUCCUGCCUACUGUCCUGGCCACUCUCGUCCUCUCGAGGGCAUCUUUCGUCCUCUUCGACAGCAUCUACUACAGAGACAUGAGACACAAUCUCUCCAUGGAGUCGUCUUGGUGGAUUUGGAAUGUUUUAUUCAUACAGAAUUUUGUGCCUUUCUCAAAAAUGGCAAUUGUAUGGACGUGGUCAAUGGCCAGCGAUAUGCAGUGCUUCAUUCUCUUUCAAAUGCUUCUCUUCAUUUACGUUAAGCAUCCUCGAUUGGCGAAAUAUCUCUUUUGUGCUGCAUUUUCUCUUUCCUUAACGUAUUCCUACAUGACUUUGUUCGACAUGAUCCACAGCGAGCACUUCGACUUCACUUAUCCUUCCUUCAUCUAUCUUGUGGAUAGAUUUUACAUGAAAGCUCACUUUCGGAUCUACACUUACGGUUGCGGAGUCUACAUUGGCCAUCUGUGCCACAGGGCAAUCGGACAGACGGUGAAGAUAUCAGAAAGGGUCAGAAGAACUCUGUGGUUCCUUUUGGCCACGGCCAUUGCGCUCAUCCUGUUCUACAGCGAAGACUACGCGCCAUCCUUCGCGUUGCCCUUCCUCUUCACCUUCGGCAGAGUGGCUUACACGCUGCUUCUGGGCGUGCCGAUCGCCUUCGGCCAGUGGGGCUUCUGCAACUGGAUCAACGCCAUCGGCAAGACGCCCUUCUUCAUGAGGAUGUCCAAGCUCUCCUUCGGCCAGUACAUGUUCCACCCGAUCCUCAUUCACAUCUUCCUGGCCAGCCACAACGACGUCACUUACGCCUCGUUCACGCUGCUCAUCAGUUUUGCCGUCACAGUGGCAAUUAUAACGUACUACUUUGCCACAGCGUUUAAUGUCUUCGUAGAAGCACCACUUAAUCGGUUGUUUGAUGACAUCAUCCGGAUAAAAGAGAAGAGAAGCAAAGAUGAUGAAUAGCAGACAUGGAAAUUAGUAGUUUAAUAUCGUCUUCCUCUAUCAAUAACUUUUCACCCACGAUGAGUAGAAUAUAACUGUUAUUAGAGUAAUAUUGGAAGUGAGAUGCGAUC